This is a messenger RNA of Daldinia caldariorum, 2062 nucleotides long. Its product is annotated as Clavaminate synthase-like protein. Gene Ontology annotation, molecular function: 2-oxoglutarate-dependent dioxygenase activity. Bases 370 to 1914 code for a protein of 514 amino acids. The record is from RefSeq and is a predicted model, not a curated record. The transcript has a single exon. NCBI's taxonomy places the organism in Eukaryota, Fungi, Ascomycota, Sordariomycetes, Xylariales, Hypoxylaceae.
GUUAUUGAAAUUUGAACCUCGAAAGAUCUGAUUUCCUUUUUAGCAUUAGCCUCGUAGAUAUUUUUCUUUUCCUUCUAAACCGAGAAAUACUACUAAAAAAAUACUAGGUUACCUAUUUAGUAUCAAUAAGUAUCUUCUUGCAAUUGAGGUAGAUAACCUUUGAAUUGGACAUUUCAUAAUUGCUAUCUAAAUUUAAUGUUUCUCUCUCCUUAACAUGUUUGGCCUUUGACUGACUGGACUGGAUACCUCCUAAACAAUAUAACUAUCGAUAUACAUGGGUUACGAUUGGUCGGGAAUACAGCCGUACUCGUGGGACGUGUAAUUACAGUUGAAUUAUCUUGACCAUUCCAUCAUCCUACUCUAGUAAGAAUGACUCAACCCUGCCCCACGAAGCAACUCUUGGAGCUGUGCGUCGAGGCAACAUCCACAAUCCAAAGCGAAUGCGAUUUAAUACUCUCUACGGUAUAUCCACCUGAAGAUACUUCACGGGCAGGGUUAGUAGGAUGUGGUCCUGCUUUGGUUGAUCUGCUAUCACGGCAGGCAGCUCGGAUCAGUAUUUACUACCAACAGCUGAAGUCCGCGGGAAUGAGCACAGCUCCAAGUCCAUCCGAAGAGCAAAAGUUAUCGUUAGACCGAUUAUCUGAUAUUAUCUCCAUCUCAUAUUCCAAAUUCUACGCAUAUCUUUUCAAAGAUCUUCCAACUUGCUGGCGGCAGCUUUAUACCGAUGCUAGUAUUUUAAAAUUCUGUCUGAUCCUCCUCUCGACCCCUUGCGUCUAUGAUCACACUCCGGAAUGUAGCAAUGCUUCUCGUGAGCAGGUUGAUAAGGCAGGCCGUCAGAUUACUCAACUCAUCAAACUUCUUGACUAUGCGUUAAUUCUCGCCGGUGCCGCUGGUGAGCAGAGAGGCAGGAAAUGGGUCAAUAAAGCCCUUCUAUUACUCCAAUCGGUCUGGAAUGAACUAGGUAUCGAUCCAGGUGUGCCGAAGGAACUCAAUACUAUAUUUUCGACAAUAGAACCAUUCACGCCGCCUGUGAAGCACCCCAUCCAACGUGUCGAUGUUCUAUCCAUCGAGGCGUUCCAAGCGUAUAUGGACAAUCCCCGAGAUUCAAAGCUAGGACCAGAACCGCUUAUCAUACGUGGUGCUAUUGACGAAUGGUCAGCUCUAACCAAGAACCCCUGGAAUAAGCCAUCGUAUCUUCUUUCACAAACUUUUGGAGGCCGCAGGCUUGUGCCUGUCGAAAUUGGCCGUAGUUAUGUUGAUGAAGGUUGGGGUCAGAAACUUAUCACUUUCGGUGAGUUUUUAUGCGAAUAUAUCGAUCCCUCCAUCCCUCCAACCCAGGACAGCUCCAUCGAUGACACUAUUUCCACUUCGUCGCAAGCGAAGCCUAUUGCAUACCUAGCCCAGCACCCUUUGUUCACUCAACUGCCCGCUUUGCGAAAUGAUAUUCUCGUCCCGGAUUAUUGCUAUACGGCACCACCUCGGCACCCAACAGACUCUAGCAUUGACCAGCCGGAACUUGAUGAGCCGCUUCUCAAUGCCUGGUUUGGGCCGCCAGGGACUAUUACACCAUUGCAUACCGACCCAUAUCAUAAUGUGUUAACACAGGUGGUGGGGCGUAAGUACGUACGGCUCUAUUCACCCUUAAGUACGGAGCGUAUGCAAGCACGAGGAAAGGAAAAUGGUGUGGAAAUGGGAAACACCAGUUUGAUGGACGUUGGGGUAAUUGAAGGGUGGGAUUCGAUACCCGAUGACGAGGAAGACGGAUUUAGCAAGGAGGAUCUUGUCAAUUUUAAAGCGGUACCAUUUCUAGAUUGUAUCCUCGAGCCCGGUGACGCCCUCUACAUUCCAAUCGGGUGGUGGCAUUAUGUUCGUGGGUUGAGUGUUAGCUUUAGUGUGAGUUUCUGGUGGAAUUGACGUAGGAUGGAAGCGCUUAUGAAUAAAGUCCUUACCUGAGGUUAGCGAUGUAAAUCUGGAGUGUCAGACGUUAAAAGGUAUAUGCGCCUAAAAAAAAUGCUUAGUCAUAGCUUUUGUGUAAUUAAGCAAUAUUAUUCUCUUGCCAAAA